Molecule: messenger RNA, 1935 nt
Organism: Doryrhamphus excisus (bluestripe pipefish)
Lineage: Eukaryota; Metazoa; Chordata; Actinopteri; Syngnathiformes; Syngnathidae
Source: RefSeq, a predicted model, not a curated record
CUUAUGGGCUUAGCGGGAGAAAACUAGCUAAAUGUAUGACAUACAUUUAGCUAGUCUCCCGCUAAGAUAGACCAAUCACAGAGCCUGAUACUGCAACAUAAUUUUUUUUUCCUUUUUAAAGCUUUCCUCAAUAAGAAAUGUAACUUUACACCUAGCUAAAAGACAUUUUCGCUUUGAAUUCACUUUCUGGAAGAUUUAACCAAGAUGUUUUACUACAGUGUUGUUUUACGACGACACACUGGAUGUUUCUCGACAAUUUGGCUGGUGGCCACCGGGGGCAUCAGGGUCCCUCGCCGGGAGUUCCUGAAAGUCAACGUUAAACGCACCUGUGAGGACAUCAUGGACUACGUGCUGGAGCAGGUCCCGCCUCUUCAUCCCACCCUGCCGCGACCUCGCUUCUCCCUCUACCUGUCCUCCCAGCUGCAGUACGGCGUCGUCCUGGUCUUCCACCGCCAGUGUGCCAUUCUUCUGCAGGAGGUCCAGGCCAUCCUGAGUCAGCUGUUGAAGCAGAAGAAAUUUCAAGUGCUCGACAUGGAGGACCAGGGCAGACAAGUUUUACUCUUCCCGGAUGCUCUGGCUCACCUGGAGGAGGCCGAAGGAGCGCCUGAUCCGUUGUUUGGCGUGAUGGACGACAGCCUGGUGAAUCUCAACGCACUUUUGGAGAUGGAAGAGACUCACCUGCAGAGGGCAUCUCCACAUGAUGUCACACCACGCCCCUUGGCCACGCCGAAAGAUAUCACUGCUUUGCCAGAAAGAAUCACCCUGAGAGAGACGGAGCUGCCCCGUGGCCCUGUGGCACAGUUUGGAAGUCCAGACCUAGCAGGCGACGUCUCAGCGACACUGGAACUGCUCAUGGCCCAACCCGACGACUACCUGGGGGAUAGUGACCGAAGCAGGGGGGCUCCUGCGGAAGCAGAGGUGGAGCAAGCGAGGGCGCCGUCGAGGGGGCGAGAGAUGGACAGAGAGCCCACGCAACCGACUGUUGUAUUGCCGCCACUGACUUCUUCCAGCCAGGAUGAGCCCAGAGGAACACCUCCACCCGGGGAAGCUGAGCUGACCCCUAUUCAGCCCCCCACGCCAGCAACUGCAGCCAUAAGGCCCAAGACUAAGGCUGCGCCCCUCCCGGGGGUGGGAAUGCCAGAGCGGAGGAGCCGCAGGCAGCUGAUUUUCUUCGACCCGGAGACGCAGAUCUCCGAGGAGACGAUGAAUAGGCAGAUGCGGGACCCUCAGAUGGAAACCAAGGCCCCGACGCUCCUCCCACCUGUGUCGCAGAGGAGGAAGUCAGCCGACGAGCUGUUUGGUGCGCCUUGUAAUGACCUGCCCGAAGAGCUGCUGUCGCUAUGGAAACAGGCCGCCAUCAUCACGCCCGUCGACGGUACUGAGCUACGUCCCGGACAGGGAGGAACCGAGUCCAGCGAUUCGGAGCACGAACGAGCGCGCAACCUCUUGGAGGAGGAGCAGAUGGAAUUACCGAGGCCUGAGGUCCCCGUAGGUGCGGCAGAACUGGACACGGGUGAUGUCUCAGGGCCUGGUUUGCUGGAGGUGUCCGCCCAGCGGGAGUCCUCUGAGGAGAUCUCCAGCGUGCACCUUGCAGGUCAAGACGGGUCCAGAUCUGUCUCCACUCUGCCGGACAUCCCUGAGGGGGACGAGCUGGGGAUGGCAUCAAAGUCUGUGGGGUUGCUGUCCAGGUUGGAGGAGCAGCAGGAGCGCAUGGUGCUUUUUCAUACGCUCCUGCCUCUGGAGGCCGACCGCAGAACUGUCAGCAAUGUUUUUCAGAUGCUCCUCGGUCUUCUGUCGUCCAGGAAGCUGCGUGUGGAGCAGGACACCCCUUAUGGGGACAUCUUGAUCACUCCCGGUCCCAACUAUGAGGAGGACCUUCUGCCGCUGUGAAAAACAUUCACCUUUCACUAUGUUGCUGAUGUUUUUAUUCCUGUU